GACGCGCACGUUCGUCUCCUCGCCUCAGCCUCUUUCACCCGUCGGUGGACCAACCUGUGCGGCCGUGUCGCGCGCGCGGUUCCAUCGUCGCGUUUCUCCUCCUGACCGAUCAGUCGGCCAUCGGAGUUUACCUGAUCCGCCAGUGCCAGUGUCGCGUCGCAUCGCGUCUCGUCUCGCGUCAUCUUCUCGACUUUUCCGGUACCUUAAUGACGCAAAUCAAAUCAGAAUAAUAAACGACACGGCAGUUCGCGCUUCAUUCUCAAAUGACCAAUAAGCCCAAAUAAGAGUUGUUAUCGGUGGACAAGACGAUUAUGCGGGAGAUUUUAAUUAUGACACGAGUCGAUGAUCUUAUCGAGGAUCUUAUCGAGGUCGAUCGAGUCGAACUCAGCUCCAUCCGAUCUGGCGCCUCAAAUUAGCGUGCUACGUAUCGAUCCUUGUUGAGACGUCUUGUAAAGAGUAUCGGAGAACGUGUUAGGUUUCAAAGCAACAUAUCUCUCCUCUCGGCACGUCUCAUCGUCAUAUCAAUAUCUGUCCAAUUUUUCCGAAGUCGAUAAUGUCUGAGUGAAUCAAUCCGAGUGAUCUACAAAUUCGUACAAGCCGAAUCAGCUUAAUAUCGAUACAAUGCGAGGACAAGGUCAGACGAUGUCGGUCAAGUAGUUAUAAAGAAGAUUCGACGACCUAAAUAAAUCGCACCCUGAUAACUCUCGAAAACGUAUGUCUUUGAUAUCUAUGAAAAAUAUGUUUUUCGAUGCGCGUGUGAGUGCCGGUCGUUAUCAGUGAAAUAACAAUGGAGACGCAUCACACUAAUAACGGCUUAUCGUCCAUGGAAAACAAAGCCGGCCCAUCGAAUAACGAACACUGCAGUAACAAUUCCCUGGACGACGCUGUGGGCAAGUUACUACAAGGAUACGACUGGACGUUACUUCCGGUGACUUCGCGCGCAGGCGGUCGAAGAAGCGCUCACGUGAAGCGUCCCAUGAAUGCCUUCAUGGUAUGGGCGCAAGCGGCGAGGCGAAGAUUGGCCGACCAAUAUCCGCAAUUACACAACGCCGAGCUAUCGAAGACGCUAGGAAAGUUGUGGAGGAUUUUGAGCGACGGCGAGAAGCAACCGUUUAUUGAGGAAGCAGAGAGAUUACGGAAUGCGCACAAGAAGCAACAUCCGCACUACAAGUAUCAACCGCGUCGAAGGAAGCCCAAGUCGGAUGAUCAGAUGGGCAUUAUCGUACACAGAAGUAGUUUACCUUCGUCAGGUACUUCUCUCGAUUCAACUGGCACCGGUUCAGACUGCACAAGCUACACCCGUCUGUAUUCGGAUGCCGGUAUGAAAGCGUAUGAGCGAGCGGCUUACGGACACGAGUCCAAGUCCACCUACGAUCACCUGGCCCGGCCAGGUAUCUGGGUGAACGAGACAGCCAAGUAUCCAGCCGAUCAUCCCAACAAGGCGUACGACGCGACCACGAAGAGCUACGCUGAAGCCAAGUGUCACGAGGUUGCCAAGUAUCAUCACGAGAUGACCAGUAGCAAAUAUCAUGAGAUGACUGGCGGUGGUGCCAAGUACCCGGAACUACAGUCCAAGAACUACGAGCUGCCCAAGUAUUCGGAAACCAAGGGAUAUUCCACAGAAAUGAGCGGCGCCGCUACCAAAGCGCCGUACGCUUACGUGCAUGGCCAAUAUUACCCCGCAGCUGAAGGAUACGCCGUACACGAGGAGAACGAAUAUCAGGCGCAGAGCGUCUCGCCACACUCCUUUUAUCCCUAUAUAUCCGCGUCGAUGGCACAACCGCCAUACUAUAUGGGGCCUCGAUAGGUACCAGCUUCCUUGGUCCUUUUUAACGACGACUGUGACACGACUCCUCGUCGUAUAGUGACCUGUCGACAGUUUACAAGAGUCCGUAAAGUAACUCGAGCAAUAGUGGGUGAUACCCGGCGACAAACUCGAUAGACCGUUUAGGUUCCGUGAAGUAAAGCAUAUUACUCGAUAUACGCUUUGUGACAAUAUAUUUCGUUUCUUUUUUUAAUUUAUUUUUCUCUGUAAACGCUAUAACGAUAUUAAUAAAUUACUUCUAGACACUUUGAA
Odontomachus brunneus is the source of this 2077-nucleotide messenger RNA. RefSeq names its product transcription factor Sox-2-like. The record is from RefSeq and is a predicted model, not a curated record. Gene Ontology annotation, molecular function: RNA polymerase II cis-regulatory region sequence-specific DNA binding; DNA-binding transcription factor activity, RNA polymerase II-specific. The transcript has 5 exons. Gene Ontology annotation, biological process: regulation of transcription by RNA polymerase II. Gene Ontology annotation, cellular component: nucleus. Lineage: Eukaryota; Metazoa; Arthropoda; Insecta; Hymenoptera; Formicidae. The coding region runs from base 788 to 1807 and encodes 339 amino acids.